CUGGGAAGGUGCCCGGGCGGCGGCCAUUUUGUCUUAUCGGCUCCUCUUUGGAAGAGGCUUUUCGGCUUGAGAGUGGGCCGAGGGGUUGGUUCGGCGGCCGAGGGGCUGGUGUUUUUCGUCGGUGGGUGCUAGGGCUGGCGUGAGCAGCCGCCCGGAGGAAGCACCAUGAUUUCUGCCGCGCAAUUGUUGGAUGAGUUAAUGGGCCGGGACCGAAACCUCGCCCCGGAUGAGAAGCGCAGCAACGUGCGGUGGGACCACGAGAGCGUUUGUAAAUAUUAUCUCUGUGGUUUUUGUCCUGCGGAAUUGUUCACAAAUACCCGUUCUGAUCUUGGUCCGUGUGAAAAAAUUCAUGAUGAAAAUCUAAGAAAACAGUAUGAGAAGAGUUCUCGUUUUAUGAAAGUUGGCUAUGAGAGAGAUUUUUUGCGAUACUUACAGAGUUUACUUGCCGAGGUAGAGCGUAGAAUUAGACGAGGUCAUGCUCGUUUGGCAUUAUCUCAAAAUCAGCAAUCUUCUGGGGCUGCUGGUCCAACAGGCAAAAAUGAAGAAAAAAUUCAGGUUCUGACAGACAAAAUUGAUGUGCUUCUACAGCAGAUUGAAGAGUUAGGAUCUGAAGGAAAGGUAGAAGAAGCCCAGGGAAUGAUGAAAUUGGUUGAACAGUUAAAGGAAGAGAGAGAAUUACUAAGAUCUACAACCUCGACUAUAGAAAGUUUUGCUGCCCAAGAAAAACAGAUGGAAGUUUGUGAAGUGUGUGGAGCCUUUUUGAUAGUAGGAGAUGCCCAGUCCCGGGUAGAUGACCAUCUGAUGGGAAAGCAACACAUGGGCUAUGCCAAAAUUAAAGCCACUGUGGAAGAAUUAAAAGAAAAGUUAAGAAAAAGAACAGAGGAACCUGAUCGGGAUGAACGUCUCAAAAAAGAGAAGCAAGAAAGAGAGGAAAGAGAAAAAGAGCGAGAGAGAGAAAGGGAAGAACGGGAAAGGAAAAGACGAAGAGAGGAGGAGGAAAGAGAAAAAGAAAGAGCUCGUGACAGAGAAAGGAGAAAGAGAAGUCGUUCACGGAGUAGACACUCAAGCCGAACUUCUGACCGGAGAUGCAGCAGGUCUCGGGACCACAAGAGAUCACGGAGUAGAGACAGAAGGCGGAGCAGAAGUAGAGAUCGGCGAAGAAGCAGAAGCCAUGACAGAUCAGAAAGAAAACAUAGAUCUCGAAGUCGGGAUCGAAGACGGUCAAAAAGCCGAGAUCGAAAGUCAUAUAAACACAGGAGCAAAAGUCGGGACAGAGAACAAGAUAGAAAGUCCAAGGAGAAAGAAAAGAAGGGAUCUGAUGAUAAAAAGAGUAGUGUGAAGUCCAGUAGUCGAGAAAAACAGAGUGAAGACACAAACCCUGAAUCGAAGGAAAGUGACACUAAGAAUGAGGUCAAUGGGACCAGUGAAGACAUUAAAUCUGAAGUGCAGCGUAAGUAUGCACAGAUGAAGAUGGAGCUAAGCCGAGUAAGAAGACAUACAAAAGCCUCUUCUGAAGGAAAAGACAGUGUAGUCCUGCAAAACAUUUUGAGGUACAUUGUUUUGUCUCAGCUAUUUUGUAGCAGACUUCGUGCCCCCAUUAGUGUGCCUCUUUGGAAAUUACUGUCCACGUAUGUAAUAUAGUCGCCAUUGAAAAGUUAAUUAUCCUUUUUUUAGGGAUUUCGCUGUCAUUUCUUUCUUUUUCUUUUUUUUUUUUUUUUAAUAAAAAGGUUGAACUGUUUUUUUUUUCUUUUUGGUAUUAAGUCCAUCUUGUGUUGGUACAUUGGCAGAAACAUAUGCUUUAAAACUUAACUAUUUCUGAGGCACAUGUUGGACUACUUUGUUUUAAUUAAACUGCUAGUAUUUAUUUGUCCAGGAUGUUUCUAGUUUUUUGCUUUAUUGCCUUGCAUUCUAAUGCAGUUUGUUCUGUAACUCGAGAGCCAGUAGCAUUGGAUUGAUGGAAGUGUAGGGUUUAUGAAUUAUUGCAGCUGACUACCAUACCUCACACAGCGUUGGUGUUGUGAGCGGCCCAUGAAAAGCCAAAUUAGAAAUCAAGGAUUCAGUCAAACUAAGCAGGUAUUCAUGCCAGGUACUCCUUUCUCUACCCACAUCGUGUUUGAAUGCUAUUGCCUGUGACCUUUACGCUUAACUGUUGUGUAUCCUUUUUGUUCUAUACAAGAAGCACAGAGGGGUUUUUUGUGUAUUGCGUGAAAUCUUACAAAUCCUAUGUUAACAGAAUGGAAUUUUUUUUCAACUGUAUGUAGGGAUGCAGUGAUGCCCAGAAUUAGAUAUCUUUAAAGAAUUUUAAAUACAAUAAACACUUCAUAUUACCCGCCUUGUUACAUUCAGUGCAGUUCUCAAGUCUUUAAGAGGUAUGUGUUUAAUGUUUCCUACUGUGUAGGAGAAUUUGCAGUCAGCCAUAGUACAGAGGAAUAAUCACUGGCUGAGACAUUCAUUGAAAACAGCAGCAUCUAGCAAGGACAGACACUUGGAUCAGUGACACAAAGAACUGAUUGAUUAUCGGAUGAGGUUGGGUUCUUAAAGAACUGUUGAAAGCUAGGUUUUAUAGGUGUUCUUAAAACCUCUAACUUCAGUCUUCGGGCUAGUGGUGUGGGAUGAAAUAUUCCUAAUGAAAGGAAGUACCAAUUAGUUGAUUUACUGGUGGCGCUCCUGUUUUAGAAAGGCAGUGUAGUUAUGACUGUGAACGGUUCACACAGAGGCAGCACUCACAGGCACAUGGCUCUUGAGAGCCACACCUAUGCCUUGAUGUGAAAACAGUACAGACAUUUACAUACAUGUGUAUCAUGGUUAGCAAUUAGCAACCGGGCCAACACUUAGUCAUAAAAUUUUACCUUGUAUAUGCUGUCUAAUUAUCAAUUUUCCCCAAAUUUUGCAUUGUAGGACUACUGUUGAAGAGUUUUUGAAGAAUACUGAAAACGGAAUAAAGUGAAGAUCAACAUUAAAAUGAGGUGAAAGAAAGCUAUAGUGGCGUAGAAAAAGUAUAAAGCUCAGUUAGUUAUUUGGUUUUUUUUAUUAUUAUUAAAAAUUAAUUCAGGACUGUUGUGACCUACCAGAUUUCAGAACAUGUGUUAAUAGCACAUAUGCCACUUUGAAAACUUAGGUCCUGUAUCAUAUUUUUUCUUUAAGACUUUCUAAGAAAUAUUACCUAAACAUGUGGCUUGCUCAGUGUUUACUUGCAAGUUUUCAGUCUUGGACUUUGAAAACAGGAUUAAACUUAGUAUUCAUGUGAAGCAGACUGGGAUUCCAUUUUUACACUUCUGCUACACUUAGCCUUUGGAUUUAGAAGUGAAAAUAAAGUAUCUCUGACUUUCUGUUACAAAGUUGAUUGUCUGUGUCAUUGAAAGGCUUUAGUGUUGCUCUUUUUCUAAUAAAGUGACCGACUCCAACUGCU
This is a messenger RNA of Apodemus sylvaticus (European woodmouse), 3409 nucleotides long. RefSeq names its product LUC7 like 3 pre-mRNA splicing factor (gene Luc7l3). Gene Ontology annotation, molecular function: mRNA binding. Gene Ontology annotation, biological process: mRNA splice site recognition. Gene Ontology annotation, cellular component: U1 snRNP; U2-type prespliceosome. The record is from RefSeq and is a predicted model, not a curated record. The transcript is spliced from 11 exons. Bases 166 to 1641 code for a protein of 491 amino acids. Lineage: Eukaryota; Metazoa; Chordata; Mammalia; Rodentia; Muridae.